Molecule: messenger RNA, 422 nt
Organism: Camelina sativa (false flax)
Lineage: Eukaryota; Viridiplantae; Streptophyta; Magnoliopsida; Brassicales; Brassicaceae
Biological process (GO): regulation of DNA-templated transcription
Source: RefSeq, a predicted model, not a curated record
UGGCCUUGAUAUGGGUUCCUUGUCUCCUUUUCUCUGUCAAAACAUUUUACAGACAACUUGUUUUCUUCCAUAUUGGUUCCAUCCUCAAUGUCUCUCUAUAUAUAUGGCUUUGUAUCUAAUCCCGGAGUGAAACAAGUGAUGAAGAUGGUGAAGUGCCAGAAGCUCAAGCAUCGUCGUCGCAAGGGACGAAAAGAGAACUCCAAGUUUCGCGAAACUUACACGCAAAGAAACCUCCGGAUCCUUCGAAAGAUUGUACCAGGCUGUGAAGAGAUCGAGGACGAGGAAGCCUUGUUUCGCAAGUCAAUCGAACAUGUUAUGCUUCUCAAGUCUCAGGUUACUUUACUUAGAAAGAUAGCUGAUGUAUGUGGGGUCUAAAAGAACGUAAGUUCUCAAGUUGUUAUGCAUUACAUUAUUAGAUCAAA